AUGGAAUGGAUAUCAGAAAAUUUUGGCUUUGAUGAUUGUGAAGUUAACUAUCAAAGAGUCUCUUUAAACCAAUUAUCGGCAGAUCUAUCACAAGUAAUUAUAUUCGGAGUUGUUAUAGCAAAACAAGAUGCUCGUCGGAUUACAAGCAAAAAACAAUGUGGAUCUGAUCGUUAUGUCUUGAAUUUUACUCUUCGAGAUUCUACCAGUGAUACCAUAAACGCUGUUUGUUGGGGUGAAGAAAGUGUCAUUGGUCAACUAAGCUCUUCAUUUACAAUCGGUGACGUUGUGAGAAUUAAAAAUCCGCAGAUCAUGACGAAACAGCCAGGUGAAGCAGACGAAAAAUUUAGACCAUUAGUUACCAGCCAAUAUCAACUUAAUAUAAGUCCUACAUACAGCGAAAUCAUACUUUGUGAAGGAGAAGAUCAAAAAGCUUAUGAGAAUUUUUUACAUUGCGCAGUCCGUAAUUCUUCAGACUUAUUGAGUUUAGCGGAUGUUGUAUAUAACAGCCAAAAUGCUGAUGGGUUAUCAGUUAAUUUGCUUGUAGCUAUAAAAAAUAUAGGAAAAUUGCAAACCAUAAAAACAAAAGAUGGACGAGAAGUAAAGAAGUUUUCUCUCUCUGUUUUUGAUCAAUCUCACUCUAAUUUUCCAGUGCUUAUAUGGGAUGAAGAGACAGCAAAGUUUAUUUUAAAAUAUUGCAGCAAAAGAACUGUACUACUUAUGUCUGAUAUCAGAGUGCAAUACAACAAAUUUAUGAAAGAAAUGGCAGCAACUGCAACAAGUACAACAAUUUUUACUCCAGAACCAGAAAUAGCAGAUGGACGAGUGCUAUAUCAAUAUGCGAUGAACAUAUCAAUGCCAAACGAUGAUGAAGAUGAAUCAGAGAAAAUUUAUGCAACAACAGUUUAUACAGUGGAACAAAUCAUUCAGUUGAUGAAUAAUACAGAACUGAUGAAUGAUAUUCAAGGAUUCACUGUUGCCUUGAUUUCAGAAUUUGAUGUUGAUGGUACAACUAAACUUUCAAGUUUUAGAUGCCCCGGGUGCUUACAGUUGCUUCAGAAGCCAGAAGACAGAUGUGUGAAUGGAGGAUGUGACGUUGGAAGUGGAAUGAAAAAUGUGUUACCUGAACAAAUGUAUGAUUUACAGAUUUCACUUGCAGAUUCCACUGGUAGCAUCUCUAGAUGUUUGCUUUCCGGACAAGUAGCUCAAAAUCUUUUGGGUGCUACAGUUGCAGAGUUUUUAUCAAAAUCUGAUGAUGAGAAGACAUGCCUGAAAUGGAAAUAUUUAUUUGAAUGGUUUAAAGUACAAUUCAAAAUUUCUUCAGCAUUAAAUUGGAAUGGAAAAGCAAUUUUAAGAAUAUGUCAAAUUGAAAAAACUGAAGCCUAAAUUGUAAAGCUUGAUUCCUCAAAAAUACCAUUAAAAAUGUAACUGAAGAUAUAAG
Molecule: messenger RNA, 1438 nt
Organism: Uloborus diversus
Lineage: Eukaryota; Metazoa; Arthropoda; Arachnida; Araneae; Uloboridae
Gene: hdm
Product: meiosis-specific with OB domain-containing protein-like
Exons: 12
Coding region: 1-1383 (460 amino acids)
Biological process (GO): resolution of meiotic recombination intermediates
Molecular function (GO): single-stranded DNA binding; single-stranded DNA 3'-5' DNA exonuclease activity
Source: RefSeq, a predicted model, not a curated record